CGGGCGGCGGUGGACCUUCGCUUCACCCAGCUCCUCAGCUUCCCCGGCGCUCGCCUCCCGCAGGUCCCUGCGUGUCGCCCAGCCCGGCCGGCCCGCGCCUCGGCAGCCGGGUGGUGGGGCCAUGGCGCGGCGGCGGCCCGAGGCUGGCUGCGGGGCCCGCGGCGCGCUGGUGCUGCUGGCGCUGGCCUUGUGCGCGCCCGGGGCCCGGGGCCGGGCUCUCGAGUGGUACUCGGCCGUGGUCAGCCUCGAGUACGUGGACCAGCAGACAAACCGCACGGUGUACAGCGUCUCGGAGAGCGGCCGCUUCGGCGACAGCUCGCCCAAGGAGGGCGCGCUAGGCCUGGUGGGCGUCCCGCGCGCCGUGGACGGAGACCCCAAGGGCUGCGCGCCCGACACGCGCUUCGUCGUGCCCCCGGCCGGCGGCCGCGGAGCCGUGCCCUGGGUCGCCCUGGUGGCGCGCGGGGGCUGCACCUUCAAGGACAAGGUGCUGGCGGCGGCGCGGAGGAACGCCUCGGCCGUGGUGAUCUACAACGAGGAGCAGUACGGGAACCUCACCGCGGCCAUGUCGCACGCGGGAACAGGAAAUAUAGUUGUCAUUAUGGUUAGCUACUCAAAAGGAAAAGAAAUUUUGGAUCUGGUGCAAAAAGAAAUUCAAGUCAAAAUGACCAUAGGGGUUGGCACUCGUCAUGUACAGGAGAUCAUCAGUGGUCAGUCUGUGGUGUUUGUGGCCAUCGCCUUCAUCACUAUGAUGAUCAUCUCAUUAGCGUGGCUAAUAUUUUACUAUAUACAGCGUUUCUUAUAUACUGGCUCACAGUUUGGAAGUCAGAACCAUAGGAAAGAAACCAAGAAAGUUAUAGGCCAGCUUCCGCUUCAUACUAUAAAGCAUGGAGAAAAGGGAAUCGACGUUGAUGCUGAGAAUUGUGCAGUGUGUAUUGAAAAUUUUAAAGUGAAGGAUAUUAUCAGAAUUCUUCCAUGCAAGCAUAUUUUUCAUAGAAUGUGCAUUGACCCAUGGCUUUUGGAUCACCGCACGUGUCCCAUGUGUAAACUUGAUGUCAUCAAAGCCCUGGGAUACUGGGGAGAGCUUGAGGAUGUCCAGGAGAUGCCCGCCCCAGAAUCAGCCUCGGAGAGUGUUUCGGCUGCAAAUUUGAGUGUUACUGUGCAAGACGAUGACAGAAGUGACAGGAGCAGUUCACCAUCGUCCUCCACGAGUGAGCUCAUGCCACAGGGCGAUGUGCAUUUCAAAGAAGAUGUGGGUGAAAACACAGCUUUACUAGAGAUGGGCAGGCGUGACCUUCAGUGCGGAGGACCUGUUUCCUAGCACGUUUGCCACUGACAGCGGCAUGGACAGAACUUUGAAUUAAAGGACAUUUUAUUUUUUUUACUUUAGCACAUAGUUUGUAUAUUUGAAAAUAAUGUACAUUCUUUUACCUUUCGUGUUUUGAUUUGAUAUACAAAGGGCUAAGAUAUUUUAUUCUUCAAGAGACUUUUUUCAUUAGUGUUCAUAUAUUUACUAAAGUGUAUCAUUUACAAUAAAUAACAUGUUACAGUCUGUACAGAGGAGGUGACUAGGAAGGCAUGAUAAUGUCGAGGAUGGGCAGUAUUUCUAAGCACUAGGCUGGCUACUGUGGUACUCAUAAACAGAUUACUUCUAUCUCAAGGGUGGUUUUAGACUAAGCACACUGAAUUUAGACUACUUGAAGUGGAUUGUGUUAUUAAAUCCCAUAAACUGACCACACCGAUUUUCCCUGAAAGACUUUUUUAGAAUAUUAAACUUAUAAGUGAGAUGAGAGAAAUCGACAGCUUUCUUGUGCGUUGGUAUUAUUUAGAGAUUUCAAAACCUGAGAACACUCUUUCAUUAUUGUAUUACCUAAUUUCUUGUGACAUUUUGAUGGGAAGUUUGUUCAUUUUUUUCAACAAAUAAAAAUGCAAAGAAUCUGUUUUACAUGAACAUUAAGUUAUCCGUUGCCUUGUUAGGAAGACGAAUAGACAGAGACUGAUUUUUCUUUGUAAAUAAUGACUACAAUAUUGAUUACAAUUUCAUAUUUACAAUUGUAAGGGUGAAAGGUGGAGAAUUUUUUAUUGUAACAAAUAAACAGGUAACCAGUUUUCUUAAUUAAUUUUAUUUAUUUAUUUUUUUUAUUUUUUUUCCAUUUUUUUUUUUG
Molecule: messenger RNA, 2162 nt
Organism: Molossus molossus (Pallas's mastiff bat)
Lineage: Eukaryota; Metazoa; Chordata; Mammalia; Chiroptera; Molossidae
Gene: RNF149
Product: ring finger protein 149
Exons: 7
Coding region: 122-1318 (398 amino acids)
Source: RefSeq, a predicted model, not a curated record